AAAAAAAAUGAAAAACGGAUCUCCGAAACGCGAACAAGGUCGUGGAACCCAAAGCAAAUGAGGGAUCGAAGAAGAUCGAUUUCUCCACAAAUCACAUCUCUUCUUCCUCUUCAUCACCAGUUUCUUCUUCAUCCUUAAACCGUUCGCUAUCCGAAGCUGGUUUCGAUUUUGGAUGCGAUUUCCUCCGUCACACUGAAUCCAGAGCUCUCAGUGAUCCAUCCUGACGUUGUCGCUUGCCUCCCUAUGCAAUGGUGGUCUGUAAAUGCAGAAAGGCUACCAAGUUGUAUUGCUUUGUCCACAAGGUCCCUGUUUGCGGGGAAUGCAUUUGCUUCCCAGAGCAUCAACUUUGUGUGGUUCGAACUUAUUCUGAAUGGGUAAUAGAUGGAGAGUAUGACCAGCCAAAGUGUUGUCAGUGCCAAGCAGCAUUGAUGGAUGGGACAGGUCAUCAAGUCACUCGGUUGGGUUGCUUGCAUCUUAUACAUUCGAGUUGCUUGGUUUCACUCAUCAAGAGUUUUCCUCCACACACCGCACCUGCGGGUUAUGUGUGCCCAUCGUGUAGCACUCCAAUAUGGCCUCCCAAGAUGGUAAAAGAUACAGGAUCUCGCCUUCAUGCAAUGUUGAAGGAAGUAAUUUUGCAGACUGGUGUUGAGAAGAAUUUGUUCGGAAAUCACCCAGCUUCUUUAUUGACGGAAUCCCGCAGUCCACCACCUGCAUUUGCUUCAGAUCCACUAGUUAAUAUAUCUUCUACCAGCGAAUAUAAUGCAUCCUCGUCUUCCCAUCUACAAGAUGGAAACAACCUUGUUGAUGGAUAUUUAGCCGGAGACGGAGGAUACUCCAAACCCACAGUUUCAGAGAUAGUUGAGAUAGAUGUUCCUGCCUCUGCUGGGAGUUACAUGAAAAGUUCAAGCCCUGGAGCUGUUGCUGCUGCUGCUGCUCGGAAAGGUAUAUCCGCUGCUGACAGGCAGAACUCCGAGAUGUCAUAUUAUGCAGACGAUGAAGAUGGAAACGGUAAAAAGUACUCGAGAAGAGGUCCUCUUCGUCACAAGUUUCUCCGGGCUUUGCUGCCUUUCUGGUCAAGUGCAUUACCAACUCUACCGGUGACUGCACCUCCUCGGAAGGAUGCAUCAAAGACAGAUGUUCCUGAAGGUCGUUUACGGAACCAGAGACCGUCAAGGAUGGAUCCGAGGAAAAUACUUCUCUUCAUAGCAAUCAUGGCAUGCAUGGCAACAAUGGGGAUAUUGUAUUACAGACUCGCUCAACGGGCAAUCGGACGAGAUAUAACCGACGAGGAGCAACCGUGAGGUAAUAAUAUCGUUUUCGGGUGAUCGGACCGGACCAGACUGGGCUUGGCUCUGCGUAAUCGUUAUAUAAAUUUAGGUUUUUGAUCUGAUGGGGCUCUACAUAACAUUGUCCCUGUUGUUGUUUGUUCCUUUCUGGAUGUGGACCCUUGAGAAUCUUUGGGCAUACGGUCGUCGUUUAGUGUUUUCGAUCGGGUGAAGAUUGUUUGGAUAUAUCCCUUUUUCACAGGUGGGAUUUUUUUAGCCUAACGACGGUCCAUUUUUCUUUGGUCUCAAAAAUGUGUUUGAAUUUUGGAUUUUUCGCGACCCGUUAGGAAUUAUGCAAUUACUUAGUAUCGAUUAUUGGUC
Tarenaya hassleriana is the source of this 1646-nucleotide messenger RNA. Its product is annotated as zinc finger protein-like 1. The transcript is spliced from 9 exons. The record is from RefSeq and is a predicted model, not a curated record. Gene Ontology annotation, cellular component: Golgi apparatus. NCBI's taxonomy places the organism in Eukaryota, Viridiplantae, Streptophyta, Magnoliopsida, Brassicales, Cleomaceae. The coding region runs from base 249 to 1301 and encodes 350 amino acids.